Lodderomyces oxycetoniae is the source of this 981-nucleotide messenger RNA. RefSeq lists its product as uncharacterized. The transcript has a single exon. Gene Ontology annotation, cellular component: chromatin; nucleus. The record is from RefSeq and is a predicted model, not a curated record. NCBI's taxonomy places the organism in Eukaryota, Fungi, Ascomycota, Pichiomycetes, Serinales, Debaryomycetaceae. Bases 1 to 981 code for a protein of 326 amino acids. Gene Ontology annotation, molecular function: histone binding; chromatin binding. Gene Ontology annotation, biological process: nucleosome assembly.
AUGACGCUAAAGAAAGGUGAAAAGGAAGGUGAAAAAGUCGAGGAAAUGUCACAUGAGUUAUCAGCAGAGCAAGAAGAUGAAUCGAUAAAGCUACGAUCGAGUUUAGACAAACUCUCUUCUUGGGAGAAUGAAAUGAGUCAAGUCGAUAGAGAUGUUGAAAUAUACAGAAUAAAAUCGAGUCAACCAAUGUAUACCAAGAGAAGAGAAAUUUUACAGCAAGUUCCCAAGUUCUGGUAUAUAAUUCUUGCCGAGAAUGACGAAUUUGCUGACUACAUUAGUCCUGAGGACUUGAAGUACCUUGAAUAUAUCAAUGACAUAUAUGUGCACUACCCCAUUGCUGAAGCAAAAAGAGAACAAGGUGAUGCCGCCAUUGCUGAAGCAAAAAGGGAACAAGGUGAUGCCGCCAUUGCUGAGGCAAAAAGGGAACAAGCUAAUGCCCUCGCCAAUUACAAAGAUUUUGAAGUAACGAUAAGUUUCGCUGAUUGCUCGUUUAUGCAGAAACAGAGUAUAACCAAAAAAUUUAGAACAAUAGUUGGAGAAGAUGGGGAAGAGCAUUUGAAAUCUGAAUACGUUUCAGUUCAAUGGCCAAAGGAAUUAGCUAAAUUUAAUCCUCAGCUUAUAAAGGAGAAAACAAAGAGUAGUGGCAGCAAUAUGAGUGCAAAGGAAAAGAAGAAUUAUCGAAUUGGUAUGAAGUCAUUUUUCGCUUGGUUUGCAUGGACUGGCGAGAAACCUGGAAAGGAAUUUAGGCAUGGAGAGGACUUGACACAAUUGAUAGUAGAGGACAUUUUUAUUAACGCGUUGAAAUAUUAUAUUGUUGCAUUGUCUAACGAGUCUGGCGAAGAAGAAGAUGAGGAAGAAGAAGAAGAUAGCUCCGAAGGGGAGGAAUUGGAUUUGAGUGACAUUGAAGAGGAGGAAAGGAAAAGGCCACUUGAGGAUCAAAAUAACGAAAACAACAAGAAAAAGAAGGUUGACCCACUAUAA